Notothenia coriiceps (black rockcod) is the source of this 463-nucleotide messenger RNA. RefSeq names its product ventricular zone-expressed PH domain-containing protein. The transcript has 3 exons. Bases 5 to 463 code for a protein of 152 amino acids. Gene Ontology annotation, cellular component: plasma membrane. Lineage: Eukaryota; Metazoa; Chordata; Actinopteri; Perciformes; Nototheniidae. Gene Ontology annotation, biological process: regulation of signal transduction. Gene Ontology annotation, molecular function: phosphatidylinositol-5-phosphate binding. The record is from RefSeq and is a predicted model, not a curated record.
CCACAUGCUGUUACGAGUGUUACCCUCAGUCUACCCCCGGCAACCAGACACCAUCCACGGUCACCUAGGCAACCUGACUGCAAUGAUGUCACAGCUGGAGUCCCCGGAGCAGCAACACCUGAUCAGGCUCAUUCAAAUUGUCGCAGAGCAACAUCCACUUAUGUUGAGCCCUCAGGUUCCCGUUCUUAUUAGCUUCCUUGGAGACCAGUCCCUGACAGAGUGCCUGCUGGGAGCGCUGGUGGACGUGUCUCAGGCCAGCCCCUCCUCACUGGUCAGCUUCCUGCCAACGCUGAGGAUUCUGGGUCAACAGUGCCCAGCUCUCCUGGGUCACGUAGCCAAAAUCCAUGGUGCCGUGGGAAUCAUCAGUGAGGCUGCACGCUCACAUGACUUGUUCUCUGUUGUCCUGCCAAGUGUAAAACACACACUGACCCACCAGACAGGCCGGGCACAUCCGGAUAUUUGA